AUGUCCUUCUUCAGCACUAUCACAACGAAGUCUCCCAUGCAGAGCACGGGCAACAACCCUCAGGUUGAAUUCAUGUUCAAGCAGAUUUUGGACGCUGUGCAGAAAUCUAAUAUCGAGAUUGCAGAAAUUCGGUGCGAGUGUCAUGAGCUCAGGCAGGCGAACGCCAAUCUUGAACGUCUGGUGCGAGAGGGAAUGCAGCAUGUCCAAGCCGUUGUGGUGAACGCCUCCCAACGCAACGGCCACAUUGGUACCAAGGUUGGCUUCCAACCUUCUGCUCCUGCCAGCCCCCUGCUCCGCAGCUCGAGGUCACCGUUCCUCAGCCCACCCCUUCCUUCAUUGUCUUGCACAUCAAGCCUAUAUAUUUCGUCACCCCUGGGCGACAACGCUCUAACCGCGUUCCCUUUCGGCGUUCGCGAAAUUCCCGGGUUCUACGUCGUCAUCCCCGCUGGUGGCGCAGGGACUCGCCUUUGGCCGCUCUCUCGGGAAGAACACCCUAAAUUCCUGCUCGACCUUACUCUCAAGGGGCGUUCGCUCAUUCAAGCAACUUGGGAUCGUCUGCUACCCCUGUCUUCGGCAGCACGCACAACGAUUGUUGCAGGUCCUGCCCAUGUGAAGAGCAUCAUGGAACAGCUGCCGGACCUUCUUGCACAUAAUAUAUUGUGUGAGCCCAGCGCCAAGGACUCAAUGGCCGCCAUCGGGCUAGCCGCAGCAGUGCUUGCGCAGCGUGACCCGGAUGCCAUUAUUGGCUCCUUCGCUGCGGACCACAUGAUUUCUGGCGACGACGCGUUCUUGGCCGCGGUCGCGGAGGCAGUUGAGGUCGCAAAGAAAGACUACCUCGUCACAAUUGGCAUCGCGCCGUCCCACCCGUCGACUGGGUUCGGAUACAUCCGUCUGGGAGACAAGCUCGGCAUGGACGGCGCGCCCAACGCGCGUCUCGUAUCGAGUUUCAAGGAGAAACCCGACGCGCGCACCGCCGCGGCGUACAUCAAGACCGGUAUCUACCGCUGGAACGCAGGCAUGUUCGUCACGAAGGCGACGUUCCUCAUGCAGCUGCUCAAGGAGUACAAGCCAGAGCUGCACGAUGGGCUGGAAAAGAUCGCGGCCAGCUGGGACGACGAGAAGCUCAGGCAAGGAGUAUUGGAUGAAGUCUGGCCGGGGCUUGAGAAGAUUGCGAUUGACAACGCUGUUGCGGAGCCUGCGGCGAUGGACCGCAGGGUGGCGGUCGUUCCUGCAACAUUCGGUUGGGAUGAUGUCGGUGAUUUCUCGUCUCUUGCUGGUCUUAUCCCGGCGGAGGCAAAUCAGCCCCGUGUACUCGGGGAUAGCGGUCUCGUGCUCACCGAACAAGCUGCGGGUGGUAUCGUCGUACCCGGCUCAGGGAGGCUGGUCUCCCUUCUCGGAGUAGACGACCUCGUCAUUGUCGAUAUGCCCGAUACCCUCCUCGUCACUACUCGCGCCCGUUCACAAGAAGUGAAGCGCCUCGUAAAGAAGUGUCGCGAUGCUGGCUGGAAGCAGCUUCUCUAG
Messenger RNA from Sparassis crispa, 1521 nucleotides. RefSeq lists its product as hypothetical. The coding region runs from base 1 to 1521 and encodes 506 amino acids. Gene Ontology annotation, molecular function: mannose-1-phosphate guanylyltransferase (GTP) activity. NCBI's taxonomy places the organism in Eukaryota, Fungi, Basidiomycota, Agaricomycetes, Polyporales, Sparassidaceae. Gene Ontology annotation, biological process: GDP-mannose biosynthetic process. The record is from RefSeq and is a predicted model, not a curated record. The transcript is spliced from 6 exons.